Molecule: messenger RNA, 1374 nt
Organism: Mucor velutinosus
Lineage: Eukaryota; Fungi; Mucoromycota; Mucoromycetes; Mucorales; Mucoraceae
Exons: 4
Coding region: 1-1374 (457 amino acids)
Molecular function (GO): sphingomyelin phosphodiesterase activity
Source: RefSeq, a predicted model, not a curated record
AUGGUUGCCAAGAAGCGAAAGCUUCGAUUGAGAGCCAUUGCCAAUCGCGUGGGCCAAGAGCAGUAUGACCUUGUAGCAUUGCAAGAAGUCUGGAUGUGGGAAGAUUUUGAUUAUAUCAAAGAGCGAGCAAGAGAUGUUUUGCCAUAUACAAAAUACUUUCACAGUGGGACAUUGGGCAGUGGAUUAGCCAUCUUAUCUCGCUUUCCGAUACUGUCAUCAUCCUAUCUUAAAUUUACGCUUGCUGGAAAACCUCUUAAAGUGUUUCAAGGCGAUUUUUACGUGGGCAAAGGCUGUGGGUCUGUAUGCAUUGAUCAUCCAGAAGUUGGGCUCAUUGAUGUCUAUACCACUCAUGCUGGCUAUGGGAACCAUGAUGACUAUCAAGCACAGAGGAUCACUGAGUGCUGGCAAAUAGCCAACAGUGUAAGAGUAUCAGCUGCACAAGGCAGGCAUGUCAUUUUGGCAGGCGAUUUCAACAGCAUUCCAACUAGCCACUGUUAUCAGAUCCUAAAGAACCAUGCAUUCAUGACAGAUUCAUGGCUAGAAAUGCACAAAGACACCAUGGCAGACAGCCUUGGCAGACUGGAGCGAGAUCAACUAACAGCGUCUGAAUGCAUCCAGUUAUUUGGAAUUACCUGCGAUUCACCACUGAAUACCUGGACCAAGCAUCUCUUGAAACAGCAGCCGUAUGCCAAAGACAUUGGCGAUAGACUUGACUACAUCUUUUACAGACGUACACCAGAAAUUACAUGCCAACAGUCUCGAGUCGCAUUCGAAGAAUACAUGCCAAACACACAGAUGAGCUACUCUGACCAUUUUGCAGUGCAUUCAAUAUUUCUGAUUGCUGCAAAAACCAACAGCGUCUUUGAUGAUGGCUAUGCACCUCUAUCAAAGGAGAUUGCACGACCUGAUUUCACGCAUAUUUUACCAGAUAGCUUAUACCCCAUCGUCCGUAUCUUGGAGAGAGAUCUUUUAAAAGCAACAUCAACAGCAAAUGGGCUCUUGUUUCUCUUUGGUCUAUCUGUAUUGAUUGUAUUUUGCUUGUACAGCUGUCAAAUUGCUGUUCCAUUCUAUUUUGCAGAGUCUCAGCUGACAGUGUUGGCAUCGAGCAUCGUGUGUGGACUGUUCAUCAUUGUCUUUUCUGUAGUGGCCAUCGUCUCCCUCAUUGUAGGUUUUGUGUUUGGCAGAAAUGAGCAGCGAUCACUGCGACAGUAUCUCAUAGAUAUGAAUGUGUGUUUGGACAAUUUACACGAAGCAGCCAGAAGGGAGUCAUUAGCAGCAGCAGCCUCCCCUUCCAGCCUCCACUCUAGCACGACUUCCUAUUCAACCUCUGAUGGACUCGUAAUUAAACAGAUCAAUGUCGAUAAAAAUAAAUGA